AUUCUCCAUUCAUUCCAAAACUCACAUUCUCAUUUCUAAAUCCAACUUCAACUUAACUUUCUCUGUCUCGACCUUCUUCGUAGAAGAAAAACCAAACCAAACCACUUUCAAAACACCACACAACACCAGAAAAAAUGGAGAACUUUUUUCGCCUAGUGGACCAUGAAGACUUCUUCUCUCGUCGUUGCAUUUGGGUGAACGGCCCUAUAAUCGUAGGGGCAGGUCCCUCAGGGCUUGCCACAGCAGCAUGCCUUAGAGAACAAGGGGUGCCCUUCAUGGUUCUCGAACGUGCAGAUUGCAUAGCUUCUCUGUGGCAGAAACGAACCUAUGACAGACUCAAGCUUCACCUCCCUAAGCAAUUCUGCCAGCUUCCCAAGCUCCCUUUCCCUGAAGACUUCCCCGAAUACCCCACAAAGAAGCAGUUCAUAGAGUACCUAGAGUCCUACGCCACCCACUUCCAGAUCAACCCUCAGUUCAACGAGUGUGUUCAGUCCGCAAGGUACGACGAGACAAGCGGAUUGUGGCGGGUGAAGAGCGUUUCCUCCACUGGCGCCACACGCAACGAGGUGGAGUACAUUUGCAGGUGGCUCGUGGUGGCCACUGGGGAGAAUGCCGAGUGUGUGAUGCCGGAUAUUGAAGGGUUGAGUGACUUCAAAGGUGAGGUCAUCCAUGCUUGUGAUUACAAGUCAGGGGAAAGCUUCAGGGGAAAAAAGGUCCUUGUUGUUGGCUGUGGCAAUUCCGGCAUGGAGCUCUCUCUUGAUCUUUGCAACCACCAUGCUUCUCCUUCCAUGGUUGUUCGCAGCUCGGUUCACGUGUUGCCCAGAGAAGUAUUUGGGAAAUCAACGUUUGAAUUUGCGGUUAUGAUGCUGCAAUGGCUGCCCCUUUGGCUAGUUGACAAGAUUAUCUUGAUGUUGGCAUGGUUUGUUUUUGGGAACGUGGAGAAGUUGGGGCUGAAAAGGCCUUCGACAGGUCCUUUGGAGCUGAAGAACACAAAGGGAAAGACCCCGGUUUUGGAUCUUGGUGCCUUGGCCAAGAUUAGAUCCGGUGAUAUAAAAGUGGUGCCAGGAGUCAAGAGGUUCAAUAAUGGAGAAGCUGAGCUUGUCAAUGGUGAAAAGCUCGAUGUCGAUGCAGUGGUGCUGGCAACCGGUUACCGCAGUAACGUGCCUUAUUGGCUUCAGGAAGGUGAAUUUUUCUCAAAGAAUGGAUUCCCGAAGAUGCCAUUCCCUCACGGUUGGAAGGGAAAUGCUGGACUUUAUGCUGUGGGGUUCACGAAGAGAGGGCUCUCUGGUGCUUCUUCUGAUGCUGUAAAAAUCGCUCAAGAUAUUGGCAAAGUUUGGAAAGACGAGACUAAGCAAAAGAAACAGCGCACUACUGCAUGUCAUAGAAGAUGCAUUUCUCAGUUCUAAAUGCCUAAAAUAAAAUAAAAGCACAUGACAUCAUGACAUGACCACUAGCUAGUGCUGCUUUCUUUCUUUUUAGUCUCAGGAAAUUUGUUCUUGUAUAAACAAAAUUACAGUAUCUUGUAAAAAAAACACACACGCACAGAGACACAACAGAGACAGAGCCCUCUCCGAUGACCAAGUUUUUUAUAUGGUUGGUCGUUUUGUUUUUAAAACUAAGGAUGAUGAGGCUUUUACCUUGUUUUUAUUUCAUAUAAUUUUUCCUCUAAUGUACUACAAGUCCUUAUGAUAUAAAUAAAAGAUGUAACAAGACAAGUACAUCAAGUACUAGAGUUUGAAGUUUUGAA
Molecule: messenger RNA, 1747 nt
Organism: Vigna radiata var. radiata (mung bean)
Lineage: Eukaryota; Viridiplantae; Streptophyta; Magnoliopsida; Fabales; Fabaceae
Product: probable indole-3-pyruvate monooxygenase YUCCA8
Exons: 3
Coding region: 135-1406 (423 amino acids)
Biological process (GO): auxin biosynthetic process
Molecular function (GO): N,N-dimethylaniline monooxygenase activity; NADP binding; flavin adenine dinucleotide binding
Source: RefSeq, a predicted model, not a curated record